AUGGAGCUCCACGGACAAAGUUUUAGCCUUGCUUUGGCAACUCCUGCACUUGUUUCAGGUUUGGCUCCUCCUAUAUGUGUGCAUGCUGGUGUUGUGACUGACAGCUCCAUAGAGCUCCUGUGGGACAGGGCCGAGGGAGACGGCCACCAUUAUGAGGCGCUAUGUAUGAACUAUGCUGAUACUGUCAUGAAGUUAAAUCUGAAGUACAGAAUGAACACUACAGAAGUAUUUAAAGAUAUGGUCGCCGGGAAACUCUGCAUCUUUUCAGUUAGCACAGAGAAGGAGUCUUUCAGAGACAGCCCAGCCGUGUUUAUCGCCGUCAGAGCUGCUCCCAGCUCGGUCACCUUUUUGCCACUCCAGAGGACAUCAUCUCUAACCAUGUGCUGGAGGGCCGGCGGGGGGGUCUGUGACUCAUUCAUUCUGUCUAUCAGAAACUCAACCUUUAUCCUGCACACCAAUCUGAUUCCAGAGGCUGCUGACAACAUUGAUUUUAUUGAACAGGAAGUGAACAGUAUGUAUGUAAUUUGGACACACCCACCAGGCGGAGUGAAUGGCUACAGGUUCCGAUAUGGCCUUGCAGGUGAACUCCAACACCAGGUUGAUCUCCAUAGCAACAGCAUCAUGAUUCAUGACCUGACCCCAGGAAGUGAUUACAGCUUUGAGAUCCAGUCCUUCCUGGGGUCAGAUUUCAGCCAGACCACAUCCAAAAACAUCUCUACUCGUGUAUGUUCCCUCUCUCUGUCUCAUGCCAAUGUCACAUCCGCUACAGUGGCCUGGGCUGCAGCUGUUGGUCAUUUUGACUUCUACAGAGUGACCGUCAGAAAUAGUUCUCAACAGUUGGACGUUAGGCGUGAAUCCGCACCUGCAGGAAGUACUCUUAGCGGUCUGCAGGACGGCUGCUCCUACAACACCACUGUACAACGCUACAGAAACACACUCAGUGGCACCGCCGCCAUAAUCACCAUACAUACAGUCCCUGCCAGUCCUGAGGACCUGCGUGUUAUAAGCGUGUCACCUCGUGCUUUUUCACUAUGCUGGUUGAUUUCACCUGGAUGUGACAAGAACUACAUGCUCCAACUGUUCCCUGACCAGGGCAAUAUCAGCAUCACUAGCACACCGGACAACUACAUCCAGGCUCAAGUGUCCAGUGUAACCCCCGGUACGUCAUACACUCUCACGGUCAAUGCGGUCGCCUCUUCAGGGUUCGGUUCACCUGUCAGCCGAAUACUCGUCACCACUAAUGAGUCUCUGCCAGCAACCCCCUCUAAACCUGAGGGUGAGAGAGUGGGUUCGACUGGAAUCCUGUUGUCCUGGCGGAUGCCCAUGCCCCUUGACCCUAGCAUUCACUCAUUCAUCAUCAGAUACAAAGAGAUGUGUCCAUACCCUGACCCAACCUUCACUGAGGUCACUAAGAGCCUGGACAUCCCUGAAACCCUGCUGAACACCCUCACUCCUGGAGCGACAUACAACAUUAAGGUUGCAGCAGUAAACAAAGCAGGAGUUGGACCAUUUAGCCAGUCUCUGUACUACAAAACCGCAGAGGCCCCCCCUGGUCUGGUGUCAAACCUCACAGCAUUUGCUGAGGAUCACGCAUCCGUGUUGGUCAAGUGGUUUCUUCCUGUACACAUUAAUGGUCUAAUAACUAAGUUUGCAGUGAAAGUCAAACAUGCUCGAACCAGCCAGAUCGUCCGCACACUGGACCUCAACGCAGAGGACAUCAUGAACGGAGCCCUGCCUCACUGCAAUGAUGCGGCAGACAUCUUAUCUCGUGGAACUCAGAGCCCGCUACAGUCUUCUCAGCUGACCUCUGCUGUGUUGCCAACCUUUACACUCUCAGCUGUACCCCCUGCCUCCAUCUGGAGUGUUCCAAUCAGCGUGAGCAUUAAUGAGCUCCGCCCCUACACACCUUAUGUGUUUGAAGUCUCCGCCUUCACCAGUGAUGGGGAGGGACAGAUUGCCAGUACUUUGGUCCGCAUGCCAGAGGCUGCCCCUGAAGACCCUCCGCAAAAUGUAGCUGUGAGGAACAUCACAUCCAGAUCUCUGUCUAUAUACUGGGACACUCCAAAGAUCAUUACAGGACGUUUCAGUUACUUAGUCCAGCUUCAUGGACCUGCAGGUUUUAUAAGUGAGAACAGCACACUCGAUCAGAAGUUUGUUUACACCAGGCUGACUCCAUACACACAAUACCAUAUCCAUGUCAUGGCCAAAUCAGCAGGGGCCACAGGACCAGCAACAGUCAUCAACAUUACAACACAGGCAGAAGCUCCCAGUGCUGUGUCUGAUCUGACAGCGGAGGCCGUCGACUCCACAUCAGUCCGUCUGUCCUGGAGAAUUCCGAGUCAACCAAACGGACUGAUUACACACUAUCGGAUUCUAGUGCAUUACUACAGUACACUUGUACAGGACAUUACCCUACGAGGACAGAAUGGUGGAGACACUGUUGGCGGACUGCUUCGUCGCAACGCGAGGUCACUUGACUUCACCACGGCAACUGCGUUCACUCUCACUUCAGAUGGAACAUUCGCCGGGUUGGGCCUCAGUAUAACCAACGCUGACAAUACUAACACAGAACUGACCUCUGACCUUCCUCUGACCCCGAGCACUUCCCAAUCUCCUCCACCCUGGCUCACGGUGACCCACAACAGAACAGAUGCAUCUGUGGAAGCUGAGACAGAGGGCGUAACCGUUGACCCUUUGAUGGAACUCACACCUUUCACCCUAGACACUGACGGACCACCUUUAGUUAACUUAAGCCCCUCACCGCCUCGCCGCUUCACAAGGGCGGUGGCCACAGACUCCACCCAACAGCAGACAAACCUCCCAACACGAACGGCAACCACUAUUGGAAUAGAGGUCCUACCACCCACAGAGGAGACGGUAGACCUCUCGUAUGAUCGGAUCUCAUAUGUGGUUAAAAGACUGAGUGCUUUCACUGAGUACAAAUUUGGUGUGAUGGCAUAUAACAUCAUUGGAGAGGGACCGACCACACAAGUGAUCGUGAAAACGACUGAACAGGUUCCCAGCUCUGUUCAGGAUGUAUCCUAUCAGAACAUUAGCUCCACCUCUAUCGGGGUUAACUGGGAACCACCCCUCAACCCUAACGGCAAGAUAACUCACUACACAGUGUAUGCACAAAAUCUCCUAACCAACCAAGUAUUACAACAAGCGACAGACACUACCAGCACAGUGCUCAGAGAUCUGGACAAGUACAGCAGUUAUAAGUUACGUGUAGCAGCAUCUACAGCUGUUGGAGAAAGCCCUCUGACUGAUGAAGACUACAUUUACAUUGUGACACAAGAGGAUGUACCGGAUUCUCCCCCGCGGGAUCUGGCCAUCGUGAAAACCACCUCCUCCACUGUGACACUCACCUGGUCUCCGCCGGAGAAACCCAAUGGCAUCAUUCAGAUGUAUGAGGUCACCUACACCAACCACACAUUCAGCAACACGAUCAACAGCACGUCACCCAGUGGCACACUGCGCUAUCUGAAACCAUACACAUACUACAAUGUGACGGUCCGGGCAUACACACAACACGGCCAUGGAAAUCAGAUUUCUGAUUCUCUACAGAUGCUGUCAGGGGAGGACGUGCCUGGCAGCCCACCUUACGAUCUGACCUAUGAGAGCAUCAAAUCCAGCGAGGUGAAUGUGUCAUGGUCUCCCCCGCUUCUCGCAAACGGUAUCAUCCUGUUCUACAACGUGGAGUACUGGAACGCCACUCACUCUCUGAACCAAACCACACAUGCACCUUUCGCUGUCCUGUCCAACCUGCGAAAGUACGCACGCUACCGCGUAAGUGUGCAGGCUGCCACCAGGGUCGGCACGGGCAAUCACACGAGUGAGAUCUUAAACAUCACAACACUAGAAGAUGUACCCAGUUCCCCUCCAAAAUUCCUAGCCGCCAGGAGAUUGUCUGACACUGAGGUAGAGCUGUCCUGGAAAGCUCCCGACGAGGCCAACUCUGAGAUUUUAUACUACAUAGUGAGAGUGUGGAAUAUGAGCUCUGAGUUUGUCGAGAAUGUGACAGAAAGUUCAGUGGUGGUGAGUGUGGACGGGCCGGGUCAGUAUAGUGCCUCAGUUAGCAGCUGGACUCGACUAGCACCCUCUGACCCUCCACAGAAUGUGUCAUAUAGGCUCCUCACACCCACAACAGUGAGUCUCAGCUGGGGUCCUCCGACCGAACCUAAUGGCAUCAUCCAGUACUACACCAUCUAUUACACAGACAAUUAUACUGAGUUUACACAGAUGGUUCCUGGUUCAGAUCAUUGGUGGUUGCUGUCUGAUCUGAUAGCAGGACAGGAGUACAGUGUGUGGAUGAGCUCCAGUACUUCUGUUGAUGAUGGGGGAGUGUACAGCUCUCCUCUAAACUUCACUACUCUAGAGGCCGUACCAAGUGGUCCGGUCCACAACCUCACAGCUACGAUCUACAGCUCUACGGCAGUCGUGAUUAGCUGGGAUCCUCCUCUGGAGCCCAACGGCAGAGUUUUCUACCAGCUGAGCUUGCAAGAGGCGGGCACGACCCAUCCGUCCAUCAACCGCACGGUCAACAUCACCAUCUCCAAGACAACCACAGACAACAUAUACCUCUUCACCAAGCUCAGGAAGUAUUUUCCCUACAUCAUUAAAGUGACCCCAGCAACUGGCGCAGGAUCAGCAGUAAACCACACAGCAAUGCUUUACCUGCGAACUGAUGAAGACGUUCCAAGUUCUCCUCCUUUGCCAGAAGCCAGUAGAAAUCUCUCCAGCUCCUCCAUCUACGUGUCUUGGUUCCCCCCAAUUGAGGCCAAUGGCAAGAUUGUAGAAUAUGCUGUAGUUUUACAGGGUCCUGGGGCAGUCAACAGAACUACUACCCCUGAAACACAUCUUACUCUCACAGACCUCUCCCCAUUUACACCUUACAAUCUCUCCAUCGCUGCGGCCACUCGUGUAGGUGUUGGCCCAUCAGUGAUUAUUUCACUGCAUACUGAUGAAGCAGGCCCAAUGUCCCCACCAUGCAACCUGAGUAUAUUUAACCACACUUCAGAUUCAGUGUGGCUUCAGUGGGAUCCCAGUCUGGAGCCGAACGGAGUCGUCCAACACUAUGGAUUCAGAAUACUUGAACUAAACACACACACUCUUAGUUAUCAGAACUUGUCAGAUGCAUCCACACAAGCAGAGCUGAGGGGCUUCAGACCUCACAGUUCAUAUGAGAUCAGUGUGUGCACGUUCACCAGAGCAGGAAACGGUGACCAGUACAGCUUACCUGUUAUAUUUACCACCAACGAAUCAGUAUCAGACGCUGUUGGAAAUCUAACCUGUUCCGGAUUGGAUUGGGACUCUGUGAAUAUGGAAUGGGAGCCUCCGAUUCAUCCUAACGGAGAGAUUCUGCAUUACCUCAUUCGUUCUGGAGAUCGGAAAGAAGAGGCUGAUCCCCUCACACUAACACACUCAAAAGUACACACUUUCAGUGGCCUGUCACCUGACGUGUUCUACAUCAUCAGUGUGGCUGCUGUAAAUUCAGCCGGAAUAGGGGAGGAGGCGAACUGUACAGCACAAACUCCACCAGAGUCAGUUCCUGGUCCCCCUCGAUCACUGACUGUAAUGGACGUUACUUCUGACAGUGUGUCUCUAAGCUGGCUGCGUCCUGCACGUGUCCCUGGUCUGUUACAGGGUUAUAAUGUAGAGAUUCAGAGAUUGGCAAGACACUGUGUGAAGAAAGGAGACCUGGAGUCCUGUGUGGAGAGUGAGAUUGUGGAGUGGGUUGAAGGAGAAACCAACGGAGUCACACUUUCCCCUCUUUUGAAAUACAGACAGUACCAGCUCCGAGUGGUGGCGUUCACCAGGGCUGGUGCCGGAGAUCCUUCAGAGUGGAUCCACACAGAGACACUUGCAGGAAACCCUGAUGCUCCACCUGGUGCCAUCUCAGUGGUUCCCUCUGCCACUGGGUUAAAGAUCGAGUGGGAUGAACCAACGAUCAUUUCAGGGCCCACCUCAUACCUCAUUGACAUCACUGCUUUGGACGGUUCUAGAUAUAACCUGAGUUUGGUGAGAUAUUCAGAGGAGAUCAGGGCGAUAGUUAUUAGGAACUUGACUGCAUUUACUCUAUACUCUGUGGCUGUUACCGCCUUCACGGGGAACCUGUCAAACGCCCGCAGAGACGGCAAAGCAUCCGAACCCGUCCUCAUCAGAACCCUGGAGGACGAACCGAAAGAUCCACCCAAAGACUUGACACUGACAGUGAUUCCAGAGGAAGUGACUCGUGUUUAUGUGACAUUCUCUCCACCGGAUGAGCCAAAUGGAAAUAUCAGUGCAUAUCAUGUCACCAUCUACCGCAAUGGACUACUGGACUUUUACAUCAACAGCCUGCUAGUGAUCAGCAACCCUAAUAACACAAUGACAGCCGUCAUAAAUGGACUGAAGGGGGGAUUCAAUUACAGCAUACGGAUAGCUGCAGUGAAUGGAGCCGGUUUAGGACCAAGUUCAGAGGUUCAGGUCAUGACAGGUGUAAAAGCUCCUCCCAAACCAACGAGGAAGCCACGGGUUGCUCUGAACAACGCAGGCGCUGUCAUCACCACGUCUAAAACCAUUGCUGUUGAGAUGCCUGAAUGUUUCUUUACAGAUGAUCAUGGACCAAUCCAGAAAGUCCAGGUCAUUGUUUCAGAGCCAGCAGUGAUGGACUACGGUAAUCUGUCCAACUGGAAGAGUGUGUUUCUCCACCCUACCGCUCCGUAUCUGACCGACGAGGGCUUCUUGAAUCCAGCAUGCUCUGAGAGAUCUGAACGCAUGAACGCAAAAACUAACACAUACGUCAUAGGAGCAGACGAGGCAUGCCUGUCUGAAAAUGCUGAGACGCUCUGUAACGGACCGCUCAAACCUAAAACAUACUAUGUAUUCAAAUUUCGGGCGACAAAUAUUCGUGGGCAGUACACAGACUCUGAGUACUCGGACAGGGUCAGAACUGCAGAUGACCGUCUGUUGACCAGGGAUGAGCAGAUCAUUCUUGGAGUACUGUUGUCUUUUUUCUUGGCUUUACUUUUGAUUCUGCUUAUAUACGGAUCUGUGAGGAUCCACCAGAGGCAAAAGGAAGGUGGGACGUACUCUCCACGUGAGGCUGAGAUUAUUGAGACCAAGUUCAAGCUGGAUCAGCUGAUUGCAGUGGCUGACAUAGAGUUUAAAGAGGAGAAGAUCAACCGGUAUUCUUCCUUUUUCUAUAGAAGGAAGGAGAUUUUUGUCAUCCAGCUGCUAAGUUACAGGAAAUCUCUCAAGCCAAUCAAUAAGAAAUCUUUUCUUCAGCAUGUGGAAGAUCUUUGUGCCAAUGACAAUGCCAAGUUUCAGGAGGAGUUUGCGGAAUUGCCGAAGUUGCUUCGUGAUCUGGCAACGUCUGACGCUGAUCUGCCUUGGAAUCGCUCCAAAAAUCGCUUCACUAAUAUUAAACCAUAUAACAAUAACAGAGUGAAGUUACUGUCUGAGCCGGGAAUGCCAGGGUCUGACUACAUCAAUGCCAGCUUUGUCUCUGGCUAUCUUUGUCCUAAUGAGUUUAUAGCCACACAGGGUCCUCUGCCGAGUACCGUUGCAGAUUUCUGGAGGAUGAUUUGGGAGACGGGGACCAAAACUAUUGUCAUGCUCACACAGUGCUUUGAGAAGGGCCGGAUCCGCUGUCAUCAGUACUGGCCUGAGGACAAUAAACCUGUAACUGUUUUUGCUGACAUCAUAAUCACUAAACUCACAGAGGAUGUGUGCCCUGAUUGGACAGUUCGAGCGCUCAGAGUGGAAAGGCAUGGUAACUACAUGAUUGUUCAUCAUUUUAACUACACAUCAUGGCCUGAACAUGGCGUUCCGGAGUCCAGCUCCACACUGAUCCAGUUUGUCAAAGCAGUCCGUUCCAACAGAGGCCAUGACAACACAACCAUUGUGGUCCACUGCAGUGCUGGUGUGGGAAGGACUGGAGUGUUUAUAGCCAUGGACCAUCUCGUUCAGCAUAUGAGGGAUCAUGACUUUGUGGAUAUAUAUGGUCUGGUCGCAGAACUGCGCAGCGAGAGGAUGUGCAUGGUGCAAAACCUGGUUCAGUACAUGUUUCUGCAUCAAAGCACUCUGGAUCUGCUGUCUGCUAAAGGAAACAGUCAAUCCAUCUGGUUUGUAAAUUACUCCGCUCUGGAGAAGAUGGACUCGCUGGAUGCGAUGGAGGGUGAUGUUGAAUUGGAGUGGGAGGAGACAACAAUGUAAAAAGUUCAUUUAUUUCCUGUGAAUUCUUCAUCUCUUUGAUGGCUGUGAGGAGACAUGGGACAAGCUUAUGAAAUCCCUACACAGACGCUGACAUUCUGGAUAUCGGGGCCAAACACUGAACAAGAAUAUAAGAGGAUUAUAUAUGAUGCAGUAACAAUCUCGCAUUUUCUCGCCUAAUCAGAUUGUGUCUCACAAUGUUUCAUUUAUAUCCACCAGACAUUAUCAUCCAUCAAAGUUCUCAAAUUAUCUCUUUUUAGAAUAUGCUUUUCCUCAUACCUUUGAAAUCAAAAUGUAACAGACACCAAAGAUAUGAGUGUUUGUUUUCAGAGAUUUGGGACGAGUCAUAAUGCAAACAGUUUCCUCACAAAGGUGCAUGGAUUCAGACAGGUCCCAAGCAUUUUGAAUCUGCUGUUACACAACUAUUCUAUGUUUAGAAUAUUGGUCGAAUGAGCAUGC
Molecule: messenger RNA, 8655 nt
Organism: Myxocyprinus asiaticus (Chinese sucker)
Lineage: Eukaryota; Metazoa; Chordata; Actinopteri; Cypriniformes; Catostomidae
Gene: ptprq
Product: protein tyrosine phosphatase receptor type Q
Biological process (GO): protein dephosphorylation
Molecular function (GO): protein binding; protein tyrosine phosphatase activity
Source: RefSeq, a predicted model, not a curated record